Messenger RNA from Penicillium soppii, 687 nucleotides. RefSeq lists its product as uncharacterized. The coding region runs from base 1 to 687 and encodes 228 amino acids. Lineage: Eukaryota; Fungi; Ascomycota; Eurotiomycetes; Eurotiales; Aspergillaceae. The record is from RefSeq and is a predicted model, not a curated record. The transcript has 3 exons.
AUGAUCCCCAAGACUCCGUCUUCGUUCUCCGUGUCUGCGCUGUCCAUCAUGUCGGACGACGAUCAGGAUAUCUUUGAUUCUCUUGAGAAGGAAGCUUCCGAGUUUACCAAGGAUGCCGAAAUUGAUCGCAUUCGCAAGGCAUUCAGUCUCGAUGCCUAUGCCGUCCUGGACCUGCAACCGGGUGUCCCAGAGAAGGACAUCAAAAUGCAGUACCGCAAGAAGUCACUCCUAAUUCACCCCGAUAAAACCAAGAACCCCGCGGCACCCGAUGCAUUUGACCGCCUUAACAAAGCGCAAACUGCCCUUCUAGAUGAGAAGCAGCGCGAAUACCUCGACGAAUGCAUCUCUGACGCGCGACGGCUUCUGAUCCGCGAGCACAAGUAUACGGUUGACUCCCCCGAGCUGAAGACCGACGAGUUCAAGGUCGAGUGGCGCAAGAAGACGGUCUGGGUGCUACUGGAAGAGGAGGCGCGCCGCCGGCGACAGCUCAAGGCGCAGAUGCAGGAAGAAGGUCGCGAGCAGCGCAAGGAAGAUGAAGAGCUUGAGGCUCGGAAGCGGAAGCGCGACCAUGAUAAGAAGUGGGAAGAUACUCGGGAAGAACGCAUUGGCAGCUGGCGUGAUUUUCAGAAGGGCAAAAAGACUGGUGAUGAAAAGAAGAAGAAGAAAAAGAUGAAGGUACUGGGUUGA